CUCCCUUAUUACACACACCUGACUCAGCAUGUCACUGCAGCACCCUCCGACUGCAUCCUCACUUUAUUACGAACGGAACGACUUGGCGGGUAUUUCAGCCUCCAUCUGUACCGGGAGGACCAUAUCAGCAGGGAUCAGCCCCAACCAGCCCAAAGAAGCGGCAUGCCCCCCGGCUGCGCGCAAGACCUCAACGUCUUCCUCAGCCCUCCACGAGUAAGUGCUGUAACACGCACGAUAAGAUAGUACCUGUACAUUCACCACCACACCGGGCCUGCCAAACGUGAUUGCGAAUCGGCCCGACGCCGCCUCCUCGCGGCCUCAGCGCUUCGAUCACCGAACCCGUAGGCGCAACCAGCGCAAUGCCCGUCACUACGCGAAGCGCUCAACCCACCCCCAAGUCCUUCCCACUCCUCCAUCUGCCGCCCGAGCUCCGAAACCUCAUCUACACUUACGUCCUCAUCGACCCCUCCUCAACCACCCGCAUUCAACUCCGCGACCUCCACCCACCUCCCCUCCUCUCCACCUCACACCAAAUCCGGAUCGAAGCAGCCCCAAUCUAUUUCGCCCACAACACCUUCGUCCUCACCGUCUGCCUCUCCCCCCGAGUCCCCAACCGUGAAGCUCCAGACACUCUCCGCGUGCAUCGCGUCCCCAUACCGCCUUGGAUCCGCACGCUCCCAGCCCCGCUGCAUAUGCGCAACGUCAAGGUGGAAAUCGACUAUGCUUUCCGCUGGGUUGUGGUGACCAUGGCGCAGAAGGAUGGGCCGAUGCGAGUGGUCGAGGCUUGGUUGCAUAAUGGUCGGCAGCAGCUUCCGGUCCUUGGUAUGGGGGAGAAGAUUCAGCGGUUUCUGGAUGAGACGUUGGCGCGGAAGACGGAUGUGGAGGAGGAGCAGGCGGGGUUGGAUUUCAGGGACGUGGUGCGCGUUGCGGGCAGGAUGUGUGGGCAGUGGGCGGGGAGGAUUGUGCCGGGUUGAUUGACGGCUGAAGUAUACUUAUGCGCACAAGCGCUUGAAACGCAAAGCAGAGGACAUGAGGAUGAUGAAAACGACAUGUUGACAAUG
Molecule: messenger RNA, 1061 nt
Organism: Neohortaea acidophila
Lineage: Eukaryota; Fungi; Ascomycota; Dothideomycetes; Mycosphaerellales; Teratosphaeriaceae
Exons: 1
Coding region: 360-974 (204 amino acids)
Source: RefSeq, a predicted model, not a curated record